Molecule: messenger RNA, 3650 nt
Organism: Hypanus sabinus (Atlantic stingray)
Lineage: Eukaryota; Metazoa; Chordata; Chondrichthyes; Myliobatiformes; Dasyatidae
Gene: slc26a1
Product: solute carrier family 26 member 1
Exons: 4
Coding region: 329-2491 (720 amino acids)
Biological process (GO): transmembrane transport
Cellular component (GO): membrane
Molecular function (GO): oxalate transmembrane transporter activity; chloride transmembrane transporter activity; bicarbonate transmembrane transporter activity
Source: RefSeq, a predicted model, not a curated record
AAUAGCAUCAAAGGAUCAUCUAUAAAUACUGCAGAACUGUUUAAGCUUUGCAUAUAUUGAGGAAAGCCAAUUGUGUUCCCUUCAAAUUUGGUGAAUUUACCAAAAGUAAAAUCAAGACACUAAUUGCCAUAAUCUAUAUUGUUUGGAUGCAACUGUCAAAAAUCAGUAUCUUCCUUCUGGAGAGCACGAUGCUUCACCAAAGUCAACAAUGGUUUAAGGGCAGAAAAGAGAGGAAGAAAAUAAUUGACUCUUGGGACAGACUGACUAAGCAGUUAACAGAACUUUAGACCUACUUAUCUCUCAUACUUUACGGGAACAGCUGAAAAGAAUGGAAAACGAGGAGCCAUUGACUAAAAGGGAUCUUCAUUUAGAAUCUCAAAUACGGAUUGAACGGACAGUAAAAGCAAAAUCUGACGUGAAGAAAACAAUUGCAAAGAAGUUGCAAAAAGGUUGCUCAUGUUCAUCGGAUAAACUUAAAAACCUAAUAACUGGUUUCUUCCCUGUUCUCUACUGGCUCCCAAGAUACAAGCUAAAAGAAUGGAUUUUAGGUGAUACCAUUUCUGGUAUCCUUGUUGCUGUUGUCAUAGUUCCUCAGGCAAUAGCAUAUGCAUUACUCGCUGGCUUAGAAACCAGCGCUAGUUUGUAUACAUCCUUUUUCUCCUGCAUUAUUUAUUUUUUGAUGGGUACCUCACGCCAUAUUUCAGUCGGCAUUUUCAGCUUAAUAUGCCUCAUUGUGGGGCAGGUGGUGGAUCGGGAGCUUCUUUUGGCUGGAUUCGAAGUCGAUGAGGACAGCAAAGUGAUGCCAUUAGGAAUGAGCAAUGCAAACAACUGGAACAUCACUAAUGACAAUGCAUCCAUGAAAAUGAAUGUCACCCUUCCUGGAUUGCUGAGCUUUGAAUGCGAUAAAAAAUGUUAUGCUGUCAGUGUUUCGGCUGCUCUAACAUUUAUGUGUGGCAUUUAUCAGUUACUGAUGGCAAUUUUCCACCUUGGAUUUGUAUCCAAGUAUCUAUCUGAGCCCUUGCUUGAUGGAUUUGCAACUGGUGCCUCAAUUACCAUCGUAACAAUGCAAGUCAAGUAUCUCAUUGGAGUAAAACUACCACGUAGCCAUGGACCUGGUAGCGUUGUUGUAACUUGGAUAAACAUUUUUAAGAACAUUCAUAAAACCAAUCUCUGUGAUUUGAUAACAACAGCCAUUUGCAUGCCUUUGUUGAUUGCCUCCAAGGAAUUAGGAGAAAGAUACAAGAAUAAGCUUAAGUUUCCCUUCCCAAUGGAACUGACAAUUGUAGUCAUAGCUACAUUGAUAUCUCAUUUUGUAAAUCUAAAUGAAUUGUAUGGUUCAAGCAUCACUGGUCCAAUCCCCACUGGUUUCUUACCUCCUAAAGUUCCAAGUUUAUAUCUUUUACCAAGAGUUGCUAUUGACGCUAUAACACUUGCAAUUAUCAGUUUUGCCUUCACAAUCUCACUGGCUGAGUUGUUUGCAAAGAAGCAUGGAUACACAAUUCAUGCCAAUCAAGAGACUUACGCUCUUGGAUUCUGUAAUGUAAUACAAUCAUUUUUUCAUUCAUACGCUUCCAGUGCAACUUUGGUUAAAACACUUGUUAAAGAUUCCAGUGGGUGUCAGACUCAACUGUCUAGUCUUGUCAGUGCUGUGCUGGUAUUGAUGUUACUUCUUUUCUUAGCUCCUGUAUUCUAUUCUUUGCAGAAGUGUGUGCUGGCAAGCAUCAUUAUAGUCAGUCUAAGGGGCGCUCUCAUGAAAUUUCGUGACCUGCCAAAGUUAUGGAAAAUGAGCAAAAUUGACACUGUGGUCUGGUGGGUCACUAUGUUGUCUGUAGUUUUAAUAAGCACUGAACUAGGGCUUUUCACAGGGGUAACAUUUUCAAUUUUGUGCGUCAUUGUUCGCACCCAACUACCCAGGACAGCUUUGUUAGGUCGAAUGCAGGAUUCAACUCUGUAUGAAGAUCAGUCAGAGUAUAAUAAUCUCACAUCUGUUCCCCAAAUAAAAAUCUUUCGGUUUGAAGCUGCCCUGUACUAUGCCAAUAAAGAUUACUUCCUAGAUAGCCUAAUGAAGAAGGUUGGUCUGAAUCCUGCUUUGGAAAUUGCAAAACAGAAAAAGGCAGAAAGCAAACAAAAUGAAAAAAAGAAAGCAGGGAAAACAUUCAGUGGUAACAUCAACCAAGAACAAUCUAUUGUUAUCAAGGAAAUGAUUCCUAAAAAUUAUAAUUUUCACACAAUUAUUCUAGAUUGUUCCACCAUACAAUUCUUGGAUACUGUUGGUAUUAAUACAAUGAAGAUGGUUCUGCAGGAUUACAAUGAUAUAGGUAUCAGAAUCCUCCUGGCCAGAUGCAAUCCUUCAGUGAUUGAUUCUCUGAGUCGGGGAGAGUACUUUGGAGAAAACUGUAAGGAGAUGUACACUUUGCUUUUCUAUAGUGUGGAUGCAGCUGUUCAGUAUGCUGAAGCCCAAUGGUCUGCGUCAGGUAAUUCCACUCUCUAAGUACAUUCUGUUGCCAAGUAUUGACCAUGCACUAUGGAAACAGCAAAAUGUGUCCUUUUUAAAGGACUUGUUAUUCCAAGCUAUGGAUCACAAUAAAUUUUAAUCAGUUCUGAUGUUAUAUUCCACUGGAUAUGGCACAGAAAGCUAAUCUACCACAUUGUGGUCAAAUAGAUUGCAAAAAUCCUUAUUUUGAUUUGACUCUGAUUUAUAUGGGUGAUGAAAUUUUAUGACACAGUUAGUAUUCCUUGGUGAACAAGGGAGGAAAAAAGGAGGGGGCGUCUUUGGUGGAAUUAAUCUUUUACACAAAGAUGAAAGUAAUUACCUAAAGAAUAGGCAUGAGUAAAUACAUUCAUAAUGGAAGAAUAAAAUGUUACUUUUUAAACAUAAUUUAUCAGUAGUGACCACAUGAGUAAAGACCAUUGUUUGCCCUAUGUUAAAAUGUCUUAUGUUAAUAGUUCAAUUAGUUUAUGUGAACAGAGCAGAAUUAUUAAACUGCACACAAUUCUUUCAAAUUCUGUUGACACUGGCUUAAGGUGCCAAGCCAUACACUACUGUGUUCAAUGGAUAUAAUUAUUUUCCUGCUAUAAAAGUUUAGAUAGAAAUGUUCUCUCAAUAUCGUACAGAUAGGCACUGCUGAUAUUAAUCUGGUAUUGCUAAUUUAAAGCAUGGAACACUGAGGGCUUGCUCCUUUUACAGGAGAAAAGUCAUCACUUUGUAAGUCCAUUUGUGUGCCCUCACCACAAUGUCAACAACAAUGUCAUGAUUACAAUUGGGUCCAAGUUAUUUUUCUGCUUUUGUAGUAAAUUGAUAGUGGUUUGUCACAGUGUUAUCCAUAAAUUUUAUAAGCACUGAAUUAGGUGUUUUUUUUUUGCAAAGUAGCAUUUGUGGAUAUGUGCAUCAUAAUUCAAAAUCAAGUACUAGAAUAGCUUCAUCAGGAUUGGUGCUAAAGAAAAGAUACCUUUCCCCAAGCUCUUUGAACCAACUAUCUUACACUGUGCAUUAUGAAACAACAGUAUCUGGUAGAUUUAAUGAAAAUAUUUCUAAAAAUAUAUAUGAUUGAGGAUUAUAUCCCCUAAUGACAAAAUUCUGAGCACGUGAAAAUGAGUGACUUGAACUAAUCAACUUGAAAUAUAAAUAAAUUAAGACUUAUUAUUUAUAA